AUGUCGACCGCCAUCCCCUUACUCCUAAAGUCACAACGCGCCUGUACCUUCUGCCGUGAGCGGAAACAAUCAUGCGACAAAUCCCUUCCAAAAUGCUCGCGAUGCGAUUUGAAGAAGAGACGGUGCGACUAUUCGCUCAACAAGUUUUCACCACGAAGUGAGACCACAUCACAUAAUCUGCACCAAGUUUGGGGGCCAAUAGUAACCCCACGUGAACCCUGCGGUUGCCUUGAGAUUGAGGAGGAGCGCGAGAUUGGACUCCCAGGGCGUUGUAGUGGCCUCGGCAAAGAGAGAUCGACUGCACAGUUUCACGGCGAAUAUGUCACGCGGCUUUUCAGGUCAGUGAUAGAUGCUGAAUUUGACGGCUUCAGGGGUAUCGUAGAUCGAUACCUCCAUACCAUUCAAAGAUGGCUUCCCAUUCUCAGCAGGGAAGCACUGGAGCAUGCCGUCAAGAAACCUCAGGACCAAUACGUGUCAUACCUUGACGCCCAUGCCUGUCUGCUCUUUCUCAGCAUGCGUUUAGUUUCCCAGGGUCGUUGUCCCUCCUUCCUUCAUGAUGCCGGACAAAGCAGCCUCUACCUCACAGCAAGAAGCCUGUUUGUACGCUUCCAAGAUGAGAAGCAAUGGCCACUUAGUUUGCUGCAAGCCGGGAUUUUAAUCGCGACAUAUGAAUGUGGCCAUGGCCUAGCAAGACAGUCAUAUCUCACUCUGUCUUCGUGCGUAGCCAUGGCCAGGCUGAUGAGGAUUGACCAAGAUCUUGCCUCUCAAUUAAAUGUCGGCCCGGAGGAUGCCCCUGAUCCUAAACUGCUGUGUUGGAGUGCUAUAGUUAUUAUAGACCGUUUAAUCGCUCUGGCCAGUGUUGACGACAUUUUCCCCUUGCUAGUCCCACCACCUCCAGACAGUUCCUUCGAAGCGUCACUGGAGUGCUUGCAAACCAGACUAGCGGCGGCUAAGAAAUACGAAAAGAAUCACUGGUCUUUUGAAUCGACAGCUGCAGCCGCGGAAAUGAUUGGUGAGGCGCUCACCUUUGCGCCGAAUUGCUCGAGGGUGCCGACUCACCGACUGGACUUGGUCAAAUCAAGAACAGACACACUCGUCGCAGCGCUGCUUGAGAUUAGCCAGAUCGCUCCUCUUUUAACUUGUGAGGUUGCUCCGUUGUCUAUCAGUGCCGUUGCUGCUGUACGCCUCAGAUGUGCUAUGAGUGGUGAUGAGCGGUUCAUCAGCAGUAGAGCCACCGAAGAACUACGGUCGACUUUCAAGAUGAAGUUAGAUGAGAUCCGGAUGGGUCCUGACUAUGUCACGGGUCCUGGUAUAAACAGGAUAUCUCUCCUAGUACUUUGUUCCAUGUUUCGAAGCGUGCUGCAUCUAAUUCGAUAUUUCUACCACGAGUCGCUAGAAACCGACUUGAGGAGGAUCAAAUCAUGCCUGCUAGCGCUUCGAGAGCAUUGGAGCCUUGGAGACCUGUACUUGAAGGAGCUGGAUGAAAUAGUGGCACUUUCGAAGCAACACUAA
Molecule: messenger RNA, 1512 nt
Organism: Clonostachys solani
Lineage: Eukaryota; Fungi; Ascomycota; Sordariomycetes; Hypocreales; Bionectriaceae
Source: the annotation of a GenBank genome assembly